AUACGUUUCCACCGUGGUGGGGGAAAGUGUUUCCGCCAAGAUGGUUGUCGGUGCCUUCCCUAUCGCCAAGCUCCUCUACCUCGGAGUGAGGCAGAUGAGCAAACCUGUGGCGAACCGAAUAAAAGCUGGGGCCCGUAGGAGCGACUUCUUUAAAACCUACUGCUGUAUGCCGCCCGCGCAGCUUUAUCACUGGAUUGAGAUGAGAACAAAGAUGCGCAUCAUGGGCUUCAAGGGUGCCAGCAUCAAGCCCCUGAACGAGGAGGCGGCAGCGGAGCUGGGGGCGGAGCUGCUGGGCGAGGCGGUCAUCUUCCUCAUCGGCGGCGGCUGCAUGGUGUUGGAGUACAGCAGGCAGGCGGCCAACGCUCGGCGAAAGGAGGAGGAGCUGAACGAGACCAUCGUGAGCCUACAGACUCAGAUAGCGGAGCUGUCGCUGACCACGGAGACCCUCAGCGCUCAGCUGAGAGAGGUCAACAGGUUGCUGCUCUCCCUUCCUGCUCCCACCAAGAAGUGACCGCCUGCCCCCCCCCCCCCCCUGUGCAGUGCGAAGUGGUGCAGGCCUGCCUGAAAGCAGUAAAAGUGCACCAAAGAAACACUGUCAUGUGUACAGCUUGAUUCUAACUUACUCGAAACACUGCCCCCUGCUGGAGAGCUGCGAAGACGAGGUUGGACCCCAGUGCACCGUGGAGCACGUCGUUUGCUCAUGUUUUGAGCAGCUGGUUGUAAAAUGGCAUUGCUAUGAUAUUCAUAGCGAAUUUCCAUGGUCGACUUUGCAUUCUUAUUAUAAUUAUUACUGUAUAAUAAGGAUGUACAGCAACGCUCUACCGUGAAGUUAAUAUAUCUUUUUGCGGCUCCUGCGCCUAAAGUUGAUCCACUGACAGUGAUGGUAGGACGUCGUUCUGGAACUGCUUACUUUCAUGUUUUAUCGGCUUGAGUUGGCAUGAGAACUACACUUUAGAGAGCUUCACAAACAGAAUGAGACUAAACAAACACACGAUCAUAUCAGGACAUUAAUUUUGGAAGCAUCUCCUGCUUUCCUGUUUUGAAAGAGAUUCUAGUUGUGAUCGCCGGCUGCUGUAUUACUGUUUGUAAUUGUUGCUGGGAAAAUGAAGGUGUGAAAUAAAAGUCUGUUAAUUUGU
Fundulus heteroclitus (mummichog) is the source of this 1136-nucleotide messenger RNA. RefSeq names its product outer mitochondrial membrane lipid metabolism regulator OPA3 (gene opa3). The record is from RefSeq and is a predicted model, not a curated record. The coding region runs from base 41 to 511 and encodes 156 amino acids. Gene Ontology annotation, biological process: regulation of lipid metabolic process. The transcript is spliced from 2 exons. Gene Ontology annotation, cellular component: mitochondrion. Lineage: Eukaryota; Metazoa; Chordata; Actinopteri; Cyprinodontiformes; Fundulidae.